AUGUCUCCACCACUGAGCCCAGUGCUGUUACCACAACUGAGACUAGUCAAGACACCACCACAGAGCCAGUCCAACGCUGUUACCACACCUGAGCCUAGCAUAGACACCACCACAGAGCUUAGCGGUGACACCACUACAGAGCCUAUUGCAGUCACCACCACUGAGCCCAGUGCUGUUACCACGACUGACUCUGAACCAAGUGGCGUGACCACAACUGAACCAAGUGAUGUCACUACGACUGAGCCUAUUGUGGCCACCAGCACUGAAACAAGUGAUGUCUCCACCACUGAGCCCAGUGCUGUUACCAUAACUGAGACUAGUGAAGACACCACCACAGAGCCAGAACCUAUUGUGGUAACCACCACUGAGUCCAACGCUGUUACCACACCUGAGCCUAGCAUAGACACCACCACAGAGCUUAGCGGUGACACCACUACAGAGCCUAUUGCAGUCACCACCACUGAGCCCAGUGCUGUUACCACGACUGACUCUGAACCAAGUGGCGUGACCACAACUGAACCAAGUGAUGUCACUACGACUGAGCCUAUUGUGGCCACCAGCACUGAAACAAGUGAUGUCUCCACCACUGAGCCCAGUGCUGUUACCAUAACUGAGACUAGUGAAGACACCACCUCAGAGCCAGAAUUUAUUGUGGUCACCACCUUUGAGCCAAGCGCUGUGACCACAACUCAGCCUAGCGUUGUCACCACCACUGAGUCAAGUGAUUUCUCCACCACUGAGCCUAGUGCUGUAACCACCACUGAACCAAGUGCUGAAACCACUACAGAAUCUAUUGUGGUCACCACCUUUGAGCCUAGUGCUGUAACCACAACUAAGCCUAGCGAAGACACCACCACAGAGCUUAGCAGUGACACUACUACAGAGUCCAUUGCAGUCACCACCACUGAAGCAAAACCAAGUGGCGUGACCACAACUGAACCAAGUGAUGUCACUACGACUGAGCCUAUUGUGGCCACCAGCACUGAAACAAGUGAUGUCUCCACCACUGAGCCCAGUGCUGUUACCACAACUGAGACUAGUCAAGACACCACCACAGAGCCAGAACCUAUUGUGGUAACCACCACUGAGUCCAACGCUGUUACCACACCUGAGCCUAGCAUAGACACCACCACAGAGCUUAGCGGUGACACCACUACAGAGCCUAUUGCAGUCACCACCACUGAGCCCAGUGCUGUUACCACGACUGACUCUGAACCAAGUGGCGUGACCACAACUGAACCAAGUGAUGUCACUACGACUGAGCCUAUUGUGGCCACCAGCACUGAAACAAGUGAUGUCUCCACCACUGAGCCCAGUGCUGUUACCACAACUGAGACUAGUCAAGACACCACCACAGAGCCAGAACCUAUUGUGGCCACCACCACUCAAUCAAGUGCUGUAACCACCACUGAGCCUAGCGCUGUAAGCACCACUGAACCUAGCGCUGUAACCACCACAGAACCUAUUGUGUUCACCACAACUGAACCAAGUGAUGUCUCCACAACUGAACCAAGUGAUGUCUCCACCACUGAGCCCAGUGAUGUUACUACCACUGAACCUAGCGCUGUAACCACCACAGAACCUAUUUUGGUCACCACCACUGAACCAAGUGACGUCUCCACUACUGAGCCCAGUGCUGUUACUACCACUGAACCUAGCGCUGUAACCACCACAGAACCUAUUGUGGUAACCACCACUGAGUCCAACGCUGUUACCACACCUGAGCCUAGCAUAGACACCACCACAGAGCUUAGCGGUGACACCACUACAGAGCCUAUUGCAGUCACCACCACUGAGCCCAGUGCUGUUACCACGACUGACUCUGGUGCUGACACCACCACUGAAUCAAGUGAUGUCUCCACCACUGAGCCUAGCGCUGUAACCACAACUGAAACAAGUGCUGAAACCACCACAGAACCAAGUGGCGUGACCACAACUGAACCAAGUGAUGUCACUACGACUGAGCCUAUUGUGGCCACCAGCACUGAAACAAGUGAUGUCUCCACCACUGAGCCCAGUGCUGUUACCAUAACUGAGACUAGUGAAGACACCACCACAGAGCCAGGUGCUGACAGCACUACAGAGCCGAUUGCAGUCACUACCACUGAAUCAAGUGAUGUCUCCACCACAGAGCCAAGUGCUGUAACCACCACAGAUCCAAGUGCUGUAACCACCACAGAACCUAUUGUGGCCACCACCACUGAAUCAAGUGCUGUAACCACCACUGAGCCCAGUGAUGUUACUACCACUGAACCUAGCGCUGUAACCACCACAGAACCUAUUUUGGUCACCACCACUGAACCAAGUGAUGUCUCCACUACUGAGCCCAGUGCUGUAACCACCACUGAGCCUAGUGCUGUAACCACAACUAAGCCUAGUGAAGACACCACCACAGAGCUUAGCAGUGACACUACUACAGAGCCUAUUGCAGUCACCACCACUGAAGCAAGUGCUGUUACCAGCACUGAGCCUAGCGCUGUCACCACCACUGAAUCGAGUGAUGUCUCCACCACAGAGCCUAGUGCUGUAACCACCACAGAUCCAAGUGCUGUAACCACCACAGAACCUAUUGUGGUCACCACCAAUGAACCAAGUGAUGUCUCCACCACUGAACCAAGUGCUGUCACUAUGACUGAGCCUACUGUGGCCACCAGCACUGAACCGAGUGAUGUCUCCACCACUGAUCCCAGCGCUGUUACCACUGAACCAAGUGCUGUUAGCAGCUCAGAGCCUAGCACUGUCACCACCACUGAAUCAAGUGAUGUGUCCACCACUGAGCCUAGUGCUGGAACUACCACUGAACCAAGUGCUGUAACCACAACAGAACCUAUUGUGGUCACUACCACUGAACAAAGUGCUGUCUCCACUACUGAGCCCAGUGCUGUCACCACCACUGAAUCAAGUGAUGUCUCCACCACUGACCCCGGUAUUGUUACUACCACUGAACCUAGCGCUGUAACUACCACAGAACCUAUUGUGGUCACCACCACUGAACCAAGUGCUGUUACCACAGCUGAGCCUAGUGUAGACACCACCACAGAGCUUAGUGGUGACACCACCACUGAACCAAGUGGUGUCACCACAACUGUGCCUACCGGUGACACCACUACUGAACCAAGUGCUGUUAGCAGCACUGAGCCUAGCGCUGUCACCACAACUGUAUCAAUUGAUGUCUCCACCACAGAGACUAGCGUUGUGACCACUACAGAACCAAUUGCUGUAACCACCACAGAACCUAUGCUGGUCACCACCAGUGAACCAAGUGACGUGACCACCACUGAACCAAGUGCUAUUACUACGACUGAGCCUAUUGUGGCCACCACCACUGAACUGAGUGAUGUCUCCCCCACUGAGCCCAGUGCUGUUACCUUCACUGAGCCUAGCACUGUCACCACUACAGAGCCUAAUGUUGUCAUUCCAACUGAGCCUAUCAUGGCCACCACCACAGAACCAAGCACUGAGCCUAUUGUGGCCACCACAACUGAUCCAGGUGUUUCCUCCACCCUUGAGCCUAGCGCUGUCCCUACCACUGAAACAAGUGGAGUCACUACGACUGAACCUAGUUUGGCUACCACUAUUGAACCAAGUGCUGUCUCCACAACUGAUCCUAGUGCUGUCUCCACCACUGAGACUAUUGUGGCCACCACCACUGAACAAAGUGCUGUUACCACCACUGAACCAAGUGAUGUCACUACGACUGAGUCUAUUCUGACGACCACCCCUGAACCGAGUGAUUUGACCACCACUGAACCAAAUGCUGUUAUCACAACUGAGCAUAGCAUAGACAGCACCACAGAGCCUAGUGCUGACACCACAACUGAGCCUAUUGUGGCCACCACCACUGAACCAAGUGUUUUCACUACCACUGAACAAAGUGCUGUCACCACGACUGAGCCUAGUUUGGCCACCACUACUGAUCCAAGCGCUGUUAUUACCACUGAGACAAAUCCUGUCACCACCACCACCACCACCACCACCACAACUAUUGUGGCUAUAACCACUACAAAACCAGGUCCCUGUGACUUGAACCCUUGUCCUCCAGAAAGCACCUGUGAGGAGCGCUUUGGCAACCACACCUGUUUGUGUAGGCCGGGGCUGUUCUACAGUGAAGAGCUGAAAACCUGUUCUCUUGCAAAGACUUUCCCCAGCGAUUUAAGAUUUGAGGCAGAAUUUAAAGUCGAUAUGUUGGACAAGACUUCAAAAGUAUUUAGAGAAACGGCAGAUGAAAUUAUUGAUGGGAUCCGGAAAACUUUUAGUAAACCAGAAUUCCAUUUAAUGGGAUAUGUUGGAUCUACAGUUUUAAGUCUUAGGCAAGGCAGUGUAAUCGCAGACGUGCAGAACUUUUUUGAAGUUGCAUCAGAUGUCUCCAGUGAGUCAGUAAAAGAGGCAUUAAGCAAUGUAACUUUUAACGGCAGCAACGCAGAAAUUGUCGAAUUAAGGGACACAUGCUCUAUAGGAUAUUGUGAGGCGAAUUCCACAGAUUGCUCCUCCAGAAAUGGCCUUACCUCCUGCACAUGUAAAGCUGGAUAUAUAAGGUUGCCAGCAACGGACCGGGCCUGCUUUGCCUGUCUGAGUGGUGAGAAAGCAGUCAACUCAGACUACUGUGAACCAUGUCCUUUUGGUUAUUCCGGUUUCAACUGUAAUGAGUCAUAUCUCUUGGCUGUGGUCAUUGUCUCCACUGUACUGGGAAUACUGUUGCUCGCUGGUCUGGUGACUGUUAUAGUUAUGCAGAGUUUAAGAUGGAAAAAGAAAGGCAGCUUAUCUUUAGAUGAGCUGAGAGUGUUCGGUGAUAUGGAGUCCAAUAAACCGCCAAGAAUUCCCAGAAUCACAUGGGCCAACCUCGAUUUUAGCUGGCAAUCAGCCAAUCUGGAAACAGCAAACAGUGGAAGCACAAAUGCUCUGGUGAACAAAAAUGAGCCAGUAAUAAUACAGAUGGACAGAGACGGGAAUUUGAAUGUUGACAGAAAUCAGUCUAGGGCCAGCCCAGUGAGUAAUGGAUCCAGGGGCACAAGUAACCCACAAUUUAUUCCUGAUGACGGCAGAAAUCUCCAAUAUUAAUGCUGCAUUUAAUGCUGCAUUUAAUGCUAAAUAGGAAACAGGUGGGCCAAAAUGUUAACAUGCUGAAAAAAAUUGAGGCCCUUUUAUAUUAAAUUCUAAAAAAAAAAGAAGUCAAUGAAACUGUGCUUAAUAGGCACAAGGCGUGUCGCGAUGCUCAUUGCUAUUUUUUCAUACCUUGCGCCUGCAUUGUUUAAGUACCAAAGAUGCUUAAUAUCUCUACACUGAUGUGCGCCACUGUCUAAUUUAAACUCCAUAGUUAGUUGUCAGACAUUCACUGCUAUCUUGGCAACUCAAGUGCCCCCCGCAUGCUCAAUGCGCAUACACUCCCGUUCUUUACACACACACACACACACACAAGGACACGCUGCAGCACGCAAACCCAAUAAUAAACAGAAUAACAAGCAAACCCAAUAAUAGACAGAACAAUAAACAGCAUACUAAAUUAAAUAACAUUGCUGUUCCCGUAAAUGACCCGCUCGUGCACCUUCAAAGCGAAAAGGCGCAGGUCAGUUUCCUCUGCUGAGAAGCACAGAGUGCACCUGGCUCUUAAAGGGAAUGGCAAGUGACAUGCUGAUUGGUUUAUUUCACGUUACGCCCAAAACACACCCAUGAUUAAUUACGAUAAUUAGUUCAGGCAUAUUGUUUGCAUCCACACGAUUGCAAAGACACACCGACAUGCCCUAAAUCAAGCUUUACCCCUAGUCUUAAAGGUAUGUGCACAUAUAUAGAACAAAAAGACUGUGUGUAUAUUUGUAAAUUAUUGAUGUUAAAUAUUGUAAGACACAUGUACAGAAUUGUAAUGCAUUGUCUAUUACUGGUUAAAUUUUAAAUUGACCAAAAAGUGAUAGAAUGAAUGUCAAACUUUCAGCAGUAAAAAUAAGAUUUCAUGUGAGUGUUUAACCUGUUGAGCAUGUCUGAGCAACACAGUUCUAUUUAUUUAUUUAUUACUUUGUUUAUUUAUAUGCUAUUUUUAGAUAAAACUGAACGUUGCCUAGACUGGAUCUCAGGUAAAACAAUGAUCAAGAUAUCUGUGCAUUCGUAUGAGACACUGUAACAUGAUGUAGGCAUUGUAAUAUGUAUCAAAGUCUGAGGAAUUCUGUGGAAGAGGUGAGCUUAAGUUUAAAUAAAAUUAUGAAAAUUAAAGAAUA
Messenger RNA from Astyanax mexicanus (Mexican tetra), 6206 nucleotides. RefSeq lists its product as uncharacterized. The record is from RefSeq and is a predicted model, not a curated record. NCBI's taxonomy places the organism in Eukaryota, Metazoa, Chordata, Actinopteri, Characiformes, Acestrorhamphidae. The transcript is spliced from 20 exons. The coding region runs from base 1 to 5058 and encodes 1685 amino acids.